Messenger RNA from Pieris macdunnoughi, 3060 nucleotides. NCBI's taxonomy places the organism in Eukaryota, Metazoa, Arthropoda, Insecta, Lepidoptera, Pieridae. The record is from the annotation of a GenBank genome assembly.
AUGAGCCGGCUGCUGUGCUGUCUGCGCGCGCGUCACGACAUGGGCGCCGCGCUCUCGCACCCGCAGGAAGGGGAGGCGUGUGACGGUGGUGGGCCCGCCUCGCCGCCCACCAUGGCCGACGUGAUACGUGAAAGAAAGAAGAAAUCGGGCGGUGCAGGACUGGGCACUCUGAGACGGAGAAUAGCGGCUGCCGCACGCAGGCCCCGAGACUGUCGUCCUGAUCGUGGAUGCGAACAUGCGCGCUAUAUUCGGUCGGUCGUCAGCGGUUGGCGCGUGGCAGAGGUGUUUCUGCUAUGCGCCGAGUUAGAGGCGGGUGCGGCCCUUCGUGACUUGGUGACGCAGGCGGAGUUGGCACGCGAGCCAGCAGCAGCUUUGCACGCAGAUCUAGCAGUGCUGUUACGUGACAGAGUGGCCUGUGAUGUGGAAGUAUGCGGCGCGGGUUGGGCCCUACCAGCUCAUAGGCUUAUAUUAGCUGCACGGUGUACAUACUUCAGAGAUUUGAUGCAUCGGUAUCCCAAGUCGAGUCGUGUGCCAUUGGAGGGUGCUUGUGCAGGGCUACGCAGGGAAGAGGGUGAAGCCCUACUCUUGGCCUUGUACGCUGGGGCUGCUCCGCCGCCAACGCCGCCCUGUCCUGCGUGUCGCAAAUGGGAGCGCGGCAUGGGCUCUGAAGUGGACCUGGAUAUCAUCAGUGUUGAGAAUACGGCUACUUACCGUCGAUCCUGCUCAUGUCGCCGUGACGUGUCGUCCAUACGUCGUCUGUCAGCCAUACUUGGAUUUUCACUCGAUUCGCUUUAUAGAGAUAUCAAAUAUUUACUGGAUUCUGGCGAAUCAUGCGAUGCCCGUUUAUCAUGGCGGUGCGAAGGUGGAUCGGCGUACGGCUUCCGCAAUGCCCUGGAACUGCCAUGUCACACACUCCUUUUAGCUGCAAGGUCGCCGUUCUUCCGUAGUGUGAUGUGCCGUCGCGGGUCGACAGGCGCCGGCGCAGGUGGGACAGUAUGUGUCGAUGAGAAAGUUCUUCCAAGGAGGUUCGCACACGCCUUGUUGCACGCCGCUUAUACGGACCAGGUGGAUCUUAGCUUGAUAAGCCGCAACACAUCGUCGCCUUCAACGAGCGGCAACUCAACCGGGACAGCGUCGCGCAGUGGUCGAACUUCAACUACGUCACAGUUAGACGACGCUUUUCAGCUCUAUGAAAUUGCAAGGUUUUUGGAGAUGGCGAUCGUGUCCCAAGGGUGUGAAGACGCUAUACUGUUCGCGUUGUCGCCUGAGACUUUGCCCCACGUCCUCCGUUGGUGCGCGCAGCCCCACGCCAGUGCUUGGGUCCAUCGGCAAGCAAUGCGUUACCUUCGCGAUGAAUUCCCCACGAUAAUGUCCUGUGCCGCAUCCGCGCGGUUGCCAAGGGCGGCCCUAGCGGAAGCCUUGUCUUCGCAGUUCCUUCAGGCAAGCGAACCUCAAGCUUUGAGAGCGGCAUUGCGGUGGGCUGAACGGGCUGCAGAUACGAGAGAUGGGGGUUCGUGCGAGCCAAACGUAGUAUGGCACACAGCGCACUCGGUGUCGCGACGCGCGCGUGGCGGGCGACGGCGUGACGUAAGCGAGGCUGGUGUGAGGGACGCGCUCGCUUCCCUCGUCCCGCACUUGCGGACUGAGCAUUUGCCGUCUGACUGUGACCUCCUUCAACAGAUGAUCCGUCGUGGUCUGAUCCCUGCGCCAGCGCACUUGGAAAGUGGCGUCAACUCAGCCGACGCAUGGUUAGGCCGCGGGGCGUUUCGUUCACCUCGCUGUUUUCUUCCAUACCUCGAUGAGAUUAAGGCGCUAGUUAGCUCCCAAACAGCCCCAGCCGCGGAACUAGCGGCUGAACGUCGCGCGCGGAUGUUGCACAGAAUCCCCGACGCACUGUACAUGUUACGGGAUAUAGCUCCCGAGCCCCGUGCGAGCACCGAGCACGCGUGCAUCCCGCCACGGUUGUUGUCGCGGGCACGUGCACGUGUACGUGAAUUGCGUGCGACUCCGAACGCCGCGCGUGCGCUGGCUCUACACUCGGAUCAGAGGCCCGUGAAUAGGCAGAUAGCGUUGCGGGCGGUUCGGGAGAUGUCUCUGCCCGAUGGGUGUGCCGAGUUGUUAUUGGAUGGAGAGGAUAAUGACAGGGAGUCGACAGUCGCGAGUGGGGUCGAGGGCCGAAGCGAGUCUCGCGGCGCGACUUCAGCCGAAGUGGAGUGUUGCAGGUCAAGUACUCGAUGCGGAUCAGCCGGUAGUCUAAGAGCAGCGCCUUCAUUGCACUUGCCAACUGAGCCUCAUAGUACGGGCUCCUGUCGUCGCGAGCUACCCGCUAGGCCGCCUGACACACCACAUAGGUCCACCUUGGGUCGUUUAUCGGCAGCUGUUCCAGACGUGGCGAUGGCACCGAAUGGAAAUACUCACUUGCUGACGCCGCACUAUCUUUACACGAGACAUGCGCACGCGCCGAGGCCAGAAUACGGAGGAGGCGUGGGCAGUGCUGGCAGCGCGGGCAGUGUGGGCAGCGUGAGCAGUGUGGGCAGUGUAGGUGCCGGUCUCGUGCAACUCGAUUUAGGAGAUGGCGCUACGCACACGCCAAGACCAGGAUCUCGUGCGCAGCGAGCGGCCAUGUCGGCGAGGACGCAUAGAGAGCAUGCGCAGAGUUCCUCUUGUGGUCGUGGACGGACAACUGAUGACGACGAUCUGCGUGUUGCUAUAGAACUGUCCGUUAUCAGAGCGUACGGUUCUCUUCAGGCGAGCAGCCGUCGUGCGGAUUUGCUACCAAAUACUGAUUUUUCAGCACUCCGCAGUCGGGCUUCACCGGCCCUUUCGCUGGAGGGAGCUGUAUCAAGGAGCAUAGAGGGAGCGGCCGGGGGCAGCAUGCAGAGAGCUCGGAGCGCUAGGCAUUCGCCCCAUGCGAGGACACUGUCAGUUAGCGGCAUAAGCGGAGUGAGCGGUACGGAGCGAGUCAGUACAGAGAGGGAAUACGAUAGAGAGGGUGGUGUUUACAGUGGUGAAAGUAGCGUGAGUCGUGGUCGUUCACACAGCCCUGCUUAUCGCUCCUAG